AUGGUUUUAUGGUCUGCAUAUAAAUUCCUCUAAUUUAAAAAAAAAAUUGAUAGGUUCUUAUCCAAUCUGCCGAAAAAUCAAUCUUUUUUCUUUCUAUUAUUCUAUUGAUAUUUCCAAAUGGCUCUUUUUCCGUUGGAAUCUAAUCCUGAGGUAUUGAACAAGUUUUUGCAUAAGCUUGGGGUUUCCGAAAAAUGGCAAUUGGUUGAUGUCUUUGGUUUAGAAGAUGAAGCUUUGAAUUGGAUUCCCAGACCAGCUUUGGCAUUUAUUUUACUUUUUCCAUGUAGUGAUAAAUUUUACGAACAUGCAGCACAACAAAAAUCUGAGCUUCAACAACAAGAUCAAAUUGUAGUGCCUGAUCUCUAUUACAUGAAGCAAUAUGUUUCCAAUGCUUGUGGUACCAUUGCACUAAUACACUCGGUUGCUAACAAUGCAGAAAGAAUUGAUUUACAAGAUGGAAUAUUCAAGACAUUUUUGGAUGAUUCAAAGGGUCUUUCGCCAGAAGAAAGAGGCAAACUUUUGCAAGAACUUCCGAAUAAUCCACAUGUAAUGGAUAUGAUCAACGCACACCAGGAAUUAGCUCUGGAAGGACAAACCGAGUUAAAUCCUGAUGAGAAAGUAAAUCACCAUUUUAUUGCUUUGGUGGAGAAAGGUGGAUAUCUUUAUGAACUAGAUGGUAGGAAGGAAUUUCCAAUCAAUCAUGGAAAAACAACGAUGGACACUUUUAUUGAUGAUGCAGCAAAAGUCUGUAAAGAUUUUAUAGCAAGAGAUGCAGAAGAUGUAAACUUCACAGUUAUGGCUCUAACUGCUUGUGAUAAAUGAAGAGCAAAAAUAAAAAGACCAAAGAAUAAUAACUAUAUCUAUAACGCCUUAUUUAUUCUAAAAUUUCUAUGCAGUGUUUAUUUUUUUUUAUGAAAUUCUAGCAUUGUUCUUAAUCAAAUAAAGCUUUGCUUUGUUAA
Messenger RNA from Harmonia axyridis, 956 nucleotides. It is a transcript of the gene Uch, whose product is annotated as ubiquitin carboxyl-terminal hydrolase. Lineage: Eukaryota; Metazoa; Arthropoda; Insecta; Coleoptera; Coccinellidae. The transcript has 7 exons. The coding region runs from base 118 to 819 and encodes 233 amino acids. The record is from RefSeq and is a predicted model, not a curated record. Gene Ontology annotation, cellular component: cytoplasm. Gene Ontology annotation, biological process: protein deubiquitination; ubiquitin-dependent protein catabolic process. Gene Ontology annotation, molecular function: cysteine-type deubiquitinase activity.